GUGAAGAUGUCAGCGAUGGGGAGUGGCUGUAAAUGCAGAUGAAGCUUACUUAGCUUGCUCACCCCCACCCCACCUUAUGCCUCCUGCUGUGCCAGCCCCCUCCCAUUCCAAACUUUCAUGGAAGACAAUUUUUCUGUGGCUCUGGGGGUUGGGGACCACAAUUUAAGAGAAAUUUCAUUUGUUUUGCCUAUUUUAGCUGUAGCCCUUCCUGAAUGUAUUCAAAGAGCUACCAUCCUCUAUUUUUUUAAGUGGAAAUAUACUUUCUAUUGCUUAUUUCUUACUGUAAAACCUUAUGUGUUUAUUUUAGGAAAAUUAGAGAAGACCAAAAAGUAAAAAGAAAAUGAAAAAAUAAUAUAUUGAUAGAGAAUUCCUGUUAACAUGCUGGCAGAUACUCCAGAGUCUGUUCUAUAUAUUUCAUAUAUGCAAUAGGAGAUCAAAGUACUUGGUUAUGUGCUUGUUACACUGAAUACCAGGUCUUUGACAUUACAUAUUUUAUAGAUGUUGUUUCAUUUUCUGAUUGAGUAGCUAAUAAUCAUCUCAGCCCAAAGACAGAUUUUGUAUAGUUCGAAGAGUGCUUGCAAGUCAUUUAAAACAGAUUUGACAUAAAGAUCCAGAUGUCCACUUUCUCUUGAAAGAUGGGAAGUUCUGUGAUGCUUGGGCUCAUCAUCUUGCAUGGCCCUAGUUGACAGGAGCUGCUGGUGGCUGCCUGCCGUAGCUGGGGCACAUGCUCUCCAUUCAGCUCUGCCCUUCCCUGUCCCGUUGAUGUUCCUAUUUGACUCCCAAAGCUAGCUGAGUUUGAAGGGUUGUGAUUUCUCAAGGGUAUUUAUUUUCAGUGAGGUCAUACUGGCCCCUAAGGAAAGAUUUGAAAGUGUUCUCCGGAUGCCACAAUGUUUGGGGGAUGCUACUAGCAUUUGGUGGAUGGGGCUCAAGUAUGAGAGGAGUUCUGUAAUGUGAGAAGUUGUCCUGUACCUGUAAGAAAUUUUUUUUGUCCUACAUUUUCAAAUAUCCCUUUGGACAUUCAUACAGGUGAAACACCUGUUUAUAAUUAUUUGAGCCUAGAAACAAAAUCAGUUGCACAUAUAAAACCUUUUUUAUUUCAUUUUAGUGUACAUUGAAUUUCUCUAGACUACAACUGCUGUAUAAUUUCAAGUAAGACUAUUGUUUGCUUUAUUACUAUAAGAUUUACUGCUAAUUGUUCACCAUUUGGAAAAGCAAGUCACUGGCAACAGAGUGGCCCAUGGUACUCGAAUAACCAACACAACACAGGUCUAUCAGUGAGCGUUUGCAGGUCCCUUGUUCAAUUAUAUAAUAAAGCAAAGUUGAGAUUCCUUUAAAAUUUUUUAUGAAUAAUGGAGUAAGUCUUAAUAUCCUAUGAGAGAAUAUUAAUGACUCUUCAUACUUCUUUACUUUUACCAUCUAUAAUUUGCCUUGGCAUGUUAUCUAGACUUCAGUUAAUCUUAUUUUCUUUUUAUUUUAUAAUGUUUCUUGUAAGUCUGCUUUAUAGUUUUUUAUUCUAACACAAAAUUUUAUCCUAACGUCUAUGCAACCACUCAACCAUUCAAUCUUUCACUUUCCUUCCUUUCUUGAAAAGACUUCCUUCUUAUUACUUCUCUUGAAUUCAGAUUUACUUAUUGGUAGUAGGGCAAGCAUCAGAGGACUUCUUAAAUGUGUAAAUACUCAUGCCUGAAAGCACUUUAUUGGUUCAUAAAUAUCUACUGUAUAUUUGUGAAAUUCUGUUGCAAAGGUUGAUUAUAUAGUCUAUGAGUUUCAUUUUAGGUUAGUAAAAGAGGCAGGACAAAAAUGCUUGCUUUAAAAGAGGGGUUUUGUGCUUGAAAAGCUUAAUGCUUAGCUGAACAUUGAGAAUAUACAUCAGUCCUAAGGAGGCUUACUGUCAUCUAGAAAAACAUUUCAUGGAAAUAAUUUAUGGAUAGAUUGAGAGGAUGAUGAAGUGUGCUUUAGGCUUUCAGAAAGGGAUAGGUAGGUAUGUUUGAAUGGGGGAGAAAUGCUUCUGGAAGAGGCUGAAUGGGCACCACUAAUCCCAGAAGGUUGGGGAGGCUGUGGAGAGUGUUAGAGAAGGGGACAGUGAGGGCACUUAUCUCCCUCCCUUUCUUACUCUUCCCUCUCUUCUUUCUUCUCUAGAACUCUGUCUUUUCCUUUUCUUUCCCUGAAGCUACAAAAGCUACAGAUGUGACAGUGACUAAAGCCACAGAGUCAUGAUAGUGAAGUGUUGAUUUUAGGUAUUUAUUCUCACCUUAAACUUAGACAAAUAUUAAUAUAAAGAUAAAAUCUUGGGGGCUUAGAACUGCACAGUUGUUGCUCUUCAAGAGAAAUUAUUAGGGGAGAUCUCAGAGCAAGGCAUUGCUUAUAUUUCACUUCAGUGCAGUACAUUUUCUUAGAUCUAAUUAGAAAAUAUUACAGAAGUAGAGAAUAAAUACAGUGAGUCUCCAAGGUUUUAUGAGGUAAAUAUUAUUGAGUGUGAGGAUACUAAGAUGGAAGUGGUGACAAUAGAGAAUUGCUGAUUUCCCUAGCCUGCCUCAGCUUACCAAAUUUAACUCUUUUUGUGAAACCAUCAUGAGUGAAUUAUGUAAUAACCCAUCAAAAGUUCUCUGAAGGAACAUUUUCUUGGCCAAUCAAAAGCAAGGGCUAGUGAGCCUUCAAGAUGAUUUGAUUUUCAGAUAUUUUUUCUAAUGCCAUAAUCCUUAGAUAUUGUGGGAAAUGCACUUCAAAGUGAGUAUUGAUGAUUUAAUUAAAAUGCCACCCAUUCAAAUAGCUCAGAAAAUCACAUGAUUUAGGGCUCUGGGUUGACAGUGUUUAAUAUGUUGAAAUCUUUUGGAAUGGUCUCCAACUCCUGGCCUCAAGCGAUCCUCUUCCCUCAGCCUCCCAAAGUGCUGGAUGAGUGACCACACCUGGCCCCUAGAUUUUUUGGAAUGGGAUUGUAAGAGCAAAAAGCAUUUCAUUUCGUUAAAAUCUAUGUCAGGCCCUGUAUUUUCUUCUCAUUCAUUGUAGGUCUUUGCAUCUAGGAAACAGUUCAUAGCUGCUUCUUUAAAGGAUGUUUAAUUUUCCCUCAUUCAGAGGCACAUGUUUGCUACUUUGUCCUGUGUUUCAAUCACUAAACUCCAGAGGAAGAGAGUCGUCCAAGCCAGGGCUCCAAGUUGUGGAAGUUUCUAUAUCCGGUAAACUGGCUCUAUUCCAGGGCAGAAUCAUUUAUCAACAAAUGAAACACCAGCCACUUCCCACACGUCCUCUGAUUGCAUUAAAAAUCACUCCCCUUCCCACCCAAACUGAGUGUGCUCAGCGUAUGGAGCUGACAGACAUUCUCUUCCUCCUCAUUUUCUUGAAUCACUGGUUUGCUGGUUGCUGUAGUCUUUUAGGCUUCUUAUUAAUAGUAAUAAAGUGUUCAUUCAUUAACUAUCUCAUGACUACAAACCAGAUAGAGUCAGUCUCCUUGCCUCCAAGUUAUGCUGUCUUUAUAAAGUCAUGCUGUAGCAGGGAAAUGAGCUGGAAAACUGAUUUUUCGUCUGUAGCAUCAGAAAAGUUCAGAAGGACUGGGCUAGUUUUCGAAACCGCAGCACACUUUGGCAAAGAGGGAAUGCACAACAGAAUGGGGAUCUGUCUUCUGGGGAUGCAGUUUGUAACAGAUGGGGUGGCUGGACGAGAACAGCUCUUGGCUCAGCAAAGAAUGCACAGUAUGAUCAACUCAGUGGAUGUGAAGUCAGAGGUUCCUGUGGGCCUGGAGCCCAUCUCGCCUUUAGACCUAAGGACAGACCUCAGGAUGAUGAUGCCCGUGGUAGAUCCUGUCGUCCGUGAGAAGCAACUGCAGCAGGAGUUACUUCUCAUCCAGCAGCAGCAACAAAUCCAGAAGCAGCUUCUGAUAGCAGAGUUUCAGAAACAGCAUGAAAACCUAACACGGCAGCACCAGGCUCAGCUUCAGGAGCACAUCAAGUUGCAACAGGAACUUCUAGCCAUAAAACAGCAACAAGAACUCCUAGAAAAGGAGCAGAAACUGGAGCAGCAGAGGCAAGAACAGGAAGUAGAGAGGCAUCGCAGAGAACAGCAGCUUCCUCCUCUCAGAGGCAAAGAUAGAGGACGAGAAAGAGCAGUAGCAAGUACAGAAGUAAAGCAGAAGCUUCAAGAAUUCCUAUUGAGUAAAUCCGCAACGAAAGACACUCCAACUAAUGGAAAAAAUCAUUCCGUGAGCCGCCAUCCCAAGCUCUGGUACACGGCUGCCCACCACACAUCACUGGAUCAAAGCUCUCCACCCCUUAGUGGAACGUCUCCAUCCUACAAAUACACAUUACCAGGAACCCAAGAUGCAAAGGAUGAUUUUCCCCUUCGAAAAACUGCCUCUGAGCCCAACUUGAAGGUGCGGUCCAGGUUAAAACAGAAAGUGGCAGAGAGGAGAAGCAGCCCCUUACUCAGGCGGAAGGAUGGAAAUGUUGUCACUUCAUUCAAGAAGCGAAUGUUUGAGGUGACAGAAUCCUCAGUCAGUAGCAGUUCUCCAGGGUCUGGUCCCAGCUCACCAAACAACGGGCCAACUGGGAAUGUUACUGAAAACGAGACUUCGGUUUUGCCUCCUACUCCUCAUGCUGAGCAAAUGGUUUCACAGCAACGCAUUCUAAUUCAUGAAGAUUCCAUGAACCUGCUAAGUCUUUAUACCUCUCCGUCUUUGCCCAACAUUACCUUGGGGCUUCCAGCAGUGCCAUCCCAGCUCAAUGCUUCUAAUUCACUCAAAGAAAAGCAGAAGUGUGAGACGCAGACGCUCAGGCAAGGUGUUCCUCUACCUGGGCAGUACGGGGGCAGCAUCCCAGCAUCUUCAAGCCAUCCUCAUGUUGCUUUAGAGGGAAAGCCCAACAGCAGCCACCAGGCUCUCCUGCAACAUUUAUUAUUGAAAGAACAAAUGCGACAGCAAAAGCUUCUUGUUGCUGGUGGAGUUUCUUUACAUCCUCAGUCUCCGUUGGCAGCAAAAGAGAGAAUUUCACCUGGCAUUAGAGGUACCCAUAAAUUGCCCCGUCACAGACCCCUGAAUCGAACCCAGUCUGCACCUUUGCCUCAGAGCACAUUGGCUCAGCUGGUCAUUCAGCAGCAACACCAGCAAUUCUUGGAGAAGCAGAAGCAAUACCAGCAGCAGAUUCACAUGAACAAACUGCUUUCGAAAUCUAUUGAACAACUGAAGCAACCAGGCAGUCACCUUGAGGAAGCAGAGGAAGAGCUUCAAGGGGACCAAGCGAUGCAGGAAGACAGAGCGCCCUCUAGUGGCAACAGCACUAGGAGCGACAGCAGUGCUUGUGUGGAUGACACACUGGGACAAGUUGGGGCUGUGAAGGUCAAGGAGGAACCAGUGGACAGUGAUGAAGAUGCUCAGAUCCAGGAAAUGGAAUCUGGGGAGCAGGCUGCUUUUAUGCAACAGCCCUUCCUGGAGCCCCCGCACACACGUGCGCUCCCGGCGCGCCAAGCUCAGCUGGCUGCGGUUGGCAUGGAUGGAUUAGAGAAACACCGUCUCGUCUCCAGCGCUCACUCUUCCCCGGCUGCCUCCGUUUUACCUCACCCAGCAAUGGACCGCCCCCUCCAGCCUGGCUCUGCAACUGGAAUUGCCUACGACCCCCUGAUGCUGAAACACCAGUGCAUUUGUGGCAAUUCCACCACCCACCCGGAGCACGCUGGACGGAUACAGAGCAUCUGGUCACGACUGCAAGAAACUGGGCUGCUAAAUAAAUGUGAGCGAAUUCAAGGUCGAAAAGCCAGCCUGGAGGAAAUACAGCUUGUUCAUUCCGAACAUCACUCACUGUUGUAUGGCACCAACCCCCUGGACGGACAGAAGCUGGACCCCCGGAUACUCCUAGGUGGUGACUCUCAAAAGUUUUUUUCCUCACUACCUUGUGGUGGACUUGGGGUGGACAGUGACACCAUUUGGAAUGAGCUGCACUCGUCCGGUGCUGCACGCAUGGCUGUUGGCUGUGUCAUCGAGCUGGCUUCCAAAGUGGCCUCGGGAGAGCUGAAGAAUGGGUUUGCUGUUGUGAGGCCCCCUGGCCAUCACGCUGAAGAAUCCACAGCCAUGGGGUUCUGCUUUUUUAAUUCAGUUGCAAUUACCGCCAAAUACUUGAGAGACCAACUAAAUAUAAGCAAGAUAUUGAUUGUAGAUCUGGAUGUUCACCAUGGAAACGGUACCCAGCAGGCCUUUUAUGCUGACCCCAGCAUCCUGUAUAUUUCACUCCAUCGCUAUGAUGAAGGGAACUUUUUCCCUGGCAGUGGAGCCCCAAAUGAGGUUGGAACAGGCCUUGGAGAAGGAUACAAUAUAAAUAUUGCCUGGACAGGUGGCCUUGACCCCCCCAUGGGAGAUGUUGAAUACCUGGAAGCAUUCAGGACCAUCGUGAAGCCUGUGGCCAAAGAGUUUGAUCCAGACAUGGUCCUAGUGUCCGCUGGAUUUGAUGCAUUAGAAGGCCACACCCCUCCCCUAGGGGGUUACAAAGUGACAGCAAAAUGCUUUGGUCAUUUGACGAAGCAAUUGAUGACAUUGGCUGAUGGACGUGUGGUGUUGGCUCUAGAAGGAGGACAUGAUCUCACAGCCAUCUGUGAUGCAUCAGAAGCCUGUGUAAAUGCCCUUCUAGGAAAUGAGCUGGAGCCGCUUGCAGAAGAUAUUCUCCACCAAACCCCGAAUAUGAAUGCUGUUAUUUCUUUACAGAAGAUCAUUGAAAUUCAAAGCAAGUACUGGAAGUCAGUAAGGAUGGUGGCUGUGCCAAGGGGCUGUGCUCUGGCUGGUGCUCAGUUGCAAGAGGAGACAGAGACCGUUUCUGCCCUGGCCUCCCUGACCGUGGAUGUGGAACAGCCCUUUGCUCAGGAAGACAGCAGAACUGCUGGUGAGCCUAUGGAAGAGGAGCCAGCCUUGUGAAGUGCCAAGUCCCCCCUGAUAUUUCCUGUGUGUGACAUCAUUGUGUAUCCCCCCACCCCAGCACCCUCAGACAUGUCUUGUCUGCUGCCUGGGUGGCACAGAUUCGAUGGAACAUAAACACUGGGCACAAAAUUCUGAACAGCAGCUUCACUUGUUCUUUGGAUGGACUUGAAAGGGCAUUAAAGAUUCCUUAAACAUAACCGCUGUGAUUCUAAUGUUACAGUAAACCGCGAUUGGAAGAAACUGCUUCCAGUGUGCUUUUAAUAUGCUGGGUAAUCCACUCCUAGACACCAAGAAUGAACUAGAAACAUUCAGUACAGCAUUAGAUAUUAAUAUCAGAAGCUAUGACAGCCAGCAAAAAUUUGGGCCAAACCGAAGACAUACUCAUUCCUGACAUUCUGAUAAGAUUUUUAUUGGGUAAUUUUUUUUCUAACAGUUUGAAAUUGUUUACAAGAUUUUCUUUCUGCUAUGAAUGGACAGCAAUUCCAGACAGAUCACAGUGUUGUUUUGUUUUAUUUUGUUUUUCAGAAUUUUUUUAUUGUUGUUGUCGUCAUUGUUUCUUUUUCUUUUUUUUUUUUUUGGUCUUUGUUUUAACACUUAGUUCAACUCUUCCUAGUAAGAGUUCAAGAUGGAGGAACCAAAAAGAGGCUUUUCUCAGUGAAAUAAACCACACUGUUCUCAAAGUCCAAAUGCCAAAGGAACCUCACACACUGUAUGUAAUGUGCAGUAUUUUAUGUCACAUUUUGUGAGAAAAAUUUCUCUAAGUCUCUGACAUCCCUCUCUGUGUUUUCAUACACAGGCAACUUGCUAUUGUCUUAGGAUGGGGUCUGUGUCCUCCUCCAAUACAUCCUUUGUCUUGAUGAUGGUAACUGUGAGCACAUGUUCCACCGAGGGUUUUUGGCAUCUUUGAACAGCAUAAAACAUUUCAAAGAUGGUCUAAAUCUGUUCCAAACCUAUCAAGAACUUAUUAUCUCACCUUUCUUCUUCUGUCUUCCAUCACUCCCUUUCUUCUUACCUUUCAUCAUUCCUUCUUUCCCUUAGAAAAACUGAAGAUUAGCCAUAAUCGCCCCUAUUACUCGAGGGUUUGGACCAUUUAGCUCAUUUUGUUUCCUUUCCAGGUUAAUACAGUUGCUUUGUCUGAUUUUGUUCUUUUAGCUGUGAAACCAUUGAGGUGAAUAUGGUUUCUAAAUGUUUGAAAUAUGUCACUGAAGGCAUUGCUUAUCUGUAGUCACCUUGAACUGAGUUAAGCUAGAAGUUCUGCCUUCAUGUGAAAAGAUCAAAAUCAACAACAACAAAAACUUAACCUUUACACAAGUUGCCUUAGUGUCAAAGGUUAAAAAUAAAGGACAUUUAUUUCUGAGAUGUAAAGCAACUUACUAAAUAUAAGUAGGUUAUCCCCUACCUCCAAAAAUUCUAUUUCGGUGUACAACUCAAACACCUAAAGAUAUUGAGGUAGAAUACUUCUCAGUAUUUAAUAUCUGACAAUGCUUUUGAAACAGUGGAUGUUUCUUUUUAUAUAUUUUUCUAACUCAAAGGAUAUAUUAAAGCCAUAAGUGAAGAUUGUCAUGCUUUUUAUUCAGAAAUCUGAAAGAAACCUUAAUUAAAACAAGGUUUUAGGGAAGGCCAUGAUAUGAAAGAUAUGGAACAAUGUGGUUUUAGUUAGAGAGGACUCUAACCUGUAAAUCAAAGAUGAAAGAUUUCACUCAAGUAGAAUUAUAUAACUCUCUUUUGUUAUAUAGUCAGACCAUAUUUUUCAUGCAUUUGGUUUUUUUAGGAUUACCAUUUUAAUUUUAAAGACUUUUAUUACAUAUACAAAAAUGGCUCAAUACUUGGUUUAACAUCUUAGAAAUUUGAGACACUCUUUGAAAUAGGAAAUCUGAAAUAGAAUGUAACUUGGUAUUAGGUAAAAAUUACUUUUAUUGCAUAAGGGUAAAUUCAAUCUAGAGUCAUAGUAGUAAUGAAUUCUUUUGUAAAUUUUAUUUUCAGGAUAUUUUCAGAGAAAUCCAUACCAAUCAUAUUUGCUAGCUUUUGUUAUUUUGGAGUAAUUGCUUGAGGAAAUUUACUUAAAGAAAACCAAAUAGUAGAGCCAAAGCGAAAGCUUAACAAAAAGACUCAUCUUCACUUUAAAAUGGAAAGUUGUAUUUUAAUUGGAAACUUAAUUGUGUAGUUUUAAAAUCAACUUCAUAAUUAUAAAUCUCUAUUAUUACUUUUCAGUCCUUCCAAAUAGUUUGAGUAUUGAAUAAGAAAAUAAAACAGCACAAACUAAUUUACUGACAUCUCCUACAAUUGAGCCACAAGUUUAUGCUGAGCUAUCAAUCUGAUAAAGCCAAAUCACUAGUACAUCUCCAUAGUAAUUUAGAUUUAAAACAUGACACAAUAAUCAUAUGAUUAGUUAAUCAUAUGCCCAGUGGGUUGCAGUUACAGUCUUUAGGAUGCCCCAAGAAGCAGAUAAACUAUGGAGAGGAUUAAUCACAACUGAAUGCAGCUAUAGGAUCACUGAACACAGUGAUUUUUGAUUAUACUGUUACAAGAUGUAACAUAGCCUUAGAGGAACAGAAGAGACUUUUGGAGACUACCAAUACUUCUCUUGAAGUAGAACAGCACUUUCUGAAAAGACAGUUUAACUUGCUUUAGUUUUCUUAACUUACACAUUUAAUUGUUAUUGCUCACAGCAGUUCCCAGUGAGAGGCUAAUAGAAGAGCAUUAGCAAUUAUGUAUCUCUUUCUGAUCCUUAGUUUGAAGGAAAAUCACAUAGGCUUUCUGGCAAUCUUAUGAUCACUCAUACACAGUAAAUAGAACUAAUGAUUUUUGAAAAAUCUACUAGUAAAUAAUGCUAGGAGUUUAAUUUAGUAAGAUUUCAUAAUAGGUAUGAAAAGAAAGCUUAGGAAAAUAAAUUUUUUCGAUUAUAAAGUGUAAGUUGGGGCUGUAUAUUAGACUGAAAAACACAGACAGUUUUUUUAGAUAACAGGCAAAAUGGAUCUCAAAUGAAAACAGAGGUGAUGUUAUCAGUGCUUGGUCAAUGGAAAGAACAUUCCAAGAUGAAAUAUUUUUAAACAUUUUAACAAAUUAACAGCAUCAAUAGUGCAGAUAGAAGUCAGCUUUUGGAGAAAACAGAGAUAAUUCAUGAAAAACUGCUAUAAAUCACAUUUUCGUUACCAAUCCUGGGAACAAAAUCUUGCCUUCGGUUUGGACUGUGACCUUAUAUGACACUCUCACUCACCUCUCACUGACAACGUCAUGGCCUUGAAAAGCAGGGCAUCUCCUCCCACAAAGGCUUCAGAAAUUACAGGCCUGGUGUCUCCUAACAGUUCAGUCCUGUUGAAUUUCCGGAGGUCAAUCAUAAAGCCCUGUGGAUUUACUGGGUUUCUUUACAGACUCCAUAUGGAAGUAAACUAGAAUGAUCAUGUGGAAAGUCUCUCGGGAGAAAAUUCCUCCUCAAUCAGCACUUUUAAGCGUAUUUUUUAUCUCAGCAUUAAUGUUUGGAACAAUUUAUUUAAGUGUGUCUUACUAUUUAUCUUUUGAUAGGUUACUCAAUUUGUCUCAAUAAAGGAAGUAUUAAAUGCCUAAUAGCCCCAAAAGAAAGAAGCCAAAAUUUUCUGUCUUAAAAGUGAGCUUGAAAUAAUCACUCUGUCAGAGUUAACAUUGUCAUUUCUGGUGGCAUCUAUCUUAACUUCCUUUUCCUGCUCCAGGAAUCAAAUCACUUGUCCUACUGAGAAAAAUAAGGAGGAAAAAAAAAAAAAAGACAGAAGUAGGAAACAACACACCUGUUCAACUAUUUCCAUAAAGAAGGCAUUUUCACCUCCAAAAGAAAUGAAAACCAGAUGAUCUAUACUAAGAAGUGAAGGCAUUUUAUUGUUGUCUUCAAAACUGACCAUCAGCAUGAUCAUGAUCAUCAUCAAAUUUCUUGUGUUCCCAAGGGCCAUAAUUAUAUCCUGGUCUCAAAAGUAUUUUGUACAUUGUCCUGCCUUUGGAAUGAAGUAUUAUGAACUAUUUCAGCACCAUCAUCAAUCCCAUCAUUAAAAUAUGUGAGUGUCUAUGUAUAUAUUUCCAUUGAAAAUCAUUGUCCUUGCCUCCUAACAGUUUGGUUUUAUUCCAUCAAUUCGUGGAAUGAAUUCUUCUUGAAGAAGAAUAUGAUUAUCAAGUGUCCAGAGAAUAAGAAUUUUAAACGAACAUGAUAUACUCACAUAGGACUAUAGAACUUGGUUUCUCUAAAUCAUCUGCAGUUCAUUUUAUCUAUGAUAUUCCUGACUGGUUUUGCAUAAUGUAUGAAGCAACAACUGAAUCAGUUAUUAAAAUGCUAGAAAGAUCUGGGUCAGACAAACACAUUGAUCUGAUGCUGUUUGGACUUGAAUCCAAUGAUCAGGUAAUAGGCUUGUAACAAUUUCUCAGACCAUCUUAGUUCUCAAACUUGAGUAUUUAGCAAAUACAUGAUGAACUCACUGUACAGUGCCAAUCUUUCUAACUAAUAAUUUCCUUUCCAUUCUUUUCUACUUUCCCUGUCCAACUGCCAAUACCAAAUUGCCAUAUCUACACAGUCAAAAUAAUUUCUGAAAUCUCCACCUUAUGUUUCCUAAGUAGUAACAAUCUUGACCACUGACUUUUCUGAGAUACCACCAGGCAUCCUUUCCUUCAAGCCAUUUUAUAUAAACAUUCUGGUAGAUAUUCUUAACCAUCCUUUUUAGGAACCACUCAACUUUAAAAAAAUAUUCUUUACUUAAAAUAUAAAUCAAGUUAUUGUGUUUUGGUCUAUAGUUUUGGCCUUGGCUCUUUAUUUUAUUAACACAGAAAUUUUCUUUUUGUUUCAAAUACAGUUUGCGACCAUUCUUGCUACUACCUAAUUGUGUUGUGCUAGCUAUUGCAUAGAGAAGGUUGUGCAUAGACUUUCCUGGCCUUUGGAAAGAUGUCUUUAUGAGUCAAACCCACAAGCAUCGACUCCCACCUUAAGGAAGAGUGGGAAAGCAGAAAUUUUAAAUCCAUAUAUUUUGGAAGUAAGAGAUUUCCAGACUUUUUCAUGAAAAUUGAUGUCUUUUUAUUUUCCUGUUUGAACCUUGGGCACAUUAGAUGCAAAUGUUGCAGCAUCAAAUAUAGUAGGGAGGGUCAAAUGUUUUCUGGGACAUUGUGGUCAUGUCCUUUAACCUUCAUUGUGGUGCCCUUUUUUAGAUAUAUCAUUUUGUGAUGAUAGAGCUCUUACAGCAAUAUCUGCUAUUGCUUUAAUUGACCUAAAAUUGAAUAGAAAUGGAGUAAUAAAAAAAAACCUAAAGGAUUAAGAAUUCUAAAAUCUGAGGGGUCAUGGCAGUUCCUUAGGUAGGCAAGGAUUGUUUUUAGCUAAAAAUCUCCAUUUGCCCUUCCUAAAUUGUAAGAUUCUUGAAGUCUUUCUGGAUAAGCAAUGUCAAUGUCCAUUUCCACCAUGGCCAGGUUGCAAGAAAUUGCCAUUUUAGUGGUUGCUGGGCAUAAAAAAAAAUGCUAUUAAAAAUAAACGACAGUUUUGUAGGUAAUAACCUCUGGUAGUUUGGGUGAUUUGAAAGCAAAUAUCCUGAUAUUUUUAAAUGAAGUGGGCAGGGCAAGGAGAAACCAAUAUUUAUUAAUUUUGUGAUUAAACACUCUAAACCAGGCUUGUUGAUGUAUAUGCCAAUAAUAUGCAGUUCUGGCUUAGUGUAAAAUUAAAAUGUUUUUUCUAUUGUGGUCUGAUAUCUGUUUCUGUAAUAAGAUCAGUUCGUUGUCCUCUGUGCACCAGUGGUUUUGCCCUAAAUUUUUUUGGCUAGCAUUCACCAAGAACUGUCAUCCAGAGCUGCUGAGAAAAAUAGACGUUGCCAAACUUCUUUUCUUAAAAUUGUGCUGCCAGUGGUGUUUUUCCAGAUGUGAAAAAUAAUUAUCUAAUAAAGGAUUAAUACCUAAUAACAAUACCAUUGUUGAACAUGCUCAUGGAAUAUUCACCUUCUUUCUGAUUCCUUUUUUGUAUUUGAAAACACAAUGGUGUAUUCCACAUUAUUGUUGAUGUUGUUAAUGUCAUGCCUCUCCUUUGAAGAGAAUGAAAGAUCCCACUUUGUUUUGUGUUUUCUACUGAAUUAGAUUUUCCUCUAGUCCUAUAUGAAUAAAAGAUAUUUGAAAUAAA
Messenger RNA from Microcebus murinus (gray mouse lemur), 12998 nucleotides. The record is from RefSeq and is a predicted model, not a curated record. NCBI's taxonomy places the organism in Eukaryota, Metazoa, Chordata, Mammalia, Primates, Cheirogaleidae.